Peronospora farinosa is the source of this 1587-nucleotide messenger RNA. The record is from the annotation of a GenBank genome assembly. NCBI's taxonomy places the organism in Eukaryota, Oomycota, Peronosporomycetes, Peronosporales, Peronosporaceae.
AUGGUCGACGCGUCUCCAGUGACUAACCGCAAACAGGUGGCCAUUCUGGACUUUGGCUCGCAGUAUAGUCACCUCAUUGCACGCCGUGUACGUGAAUUGCACGUGUUUUGCGAGCUCUACUCGUGUCAGGUUAGUGCCAAAGAGUUGCGUCAACAUCAGCUCACGGGGAUCAUCCUGUCGGGCGGUCCGCAAUCGGUCUUUGAUGCAAGCGCACCCCACGUAGACCAAGAAGUGUGGAAGUUUAUUGAGGAGCAGAAGCUACCGGUGCUUGGCAUUUGCUACGGGCUGCAGGAAUUGGCCUUUACUAAUAACGGUCAGGUGGCUCCCUCACAGCACCGCGAGUACGGCAAGGCCAUUGUUACCCGCAAGAGCAACGUGGACUGUGGGGGUUUAUUCGAAGGCUUGCCGGAUGAAUUUCAGAUGUGGAUGAGCCAUGGAGACAAACUACUCACCAAGCCCGAUGGAUUCGUGGACAUUGCAACGACCGAGAACUCGGAGCAUGCCGCCAUCGUCAAUGUGGCGCGCAAGUUCUACGGCAUCCAGUUCCACCCGGAGGUGACUCACAGCCCUCGCGGCAAGGACAUCCUGCGGAACUUUGUGGUCAACAUCUGUAACUCGCCCACGGACUGGGACAUGCGCAGCAUCGCCGACGCCUUUAUUGAAGAGGUGCGCGAGACCGUAGGUCCCGAUGGUCACGUGAUUGGUGCUGUGAGUGGAGGAGUCGACUCGUCGGUCGCUGCUGUGCUGCUGCAGCGCGCUUUAGGCGACCGCUUCCACGCUGUGCUCAUUGACAACGGUCUCCUGCGUAAGGAUGAGGCUGUUGAAGUUGUCGAACGACUGCAGACCAAGUUGGGAAUCAACCUCAAGUGUAUUGACGCGUCAGACCGUUUUCUGUCUGCUCUCAAGGGAGUCACGGAGCCCGAAACGAAGCGGAAGACGAUUGGCAACCUCUUCAUCGAUCUGUUCCAGGAGGAGGCUGAACGGAUCGGACACCCGGUGGACUUUUUGCUGCAGGGCACGCUGUACCCGGACGUGAUUGAGAGCGUCUCGUACAAAGGCCCUUCGGCCACAAUCAAGACGCACCACAACGUUGGUGGUCUUCCAGAGAAGAUGCACCUGAAGCUUAUUGAACCGCUUCGCGAGUUGUUUAAGGAUGAGGUCCGUGAGCUCGGUAUGGCCCUUGGCAUCGAUGAGCCCAGCUUGUGGCGACACCCGUUCCCGGGCCCCGGCCUCGCCAUUCGUGUGCUUGGUGAGAUCACACCCGAGGCGCUGGAAACUCUGCGUCACGCCGACUCAAUCUUCAUUGAGGAGCUGCGCAACAGCGGCCACUACAAGACAACGGGUCAGGCUUUCUGCGUCCUACUUCCGGUGAAGUCCGUGGGUGUCAUGGGCGACGGCCGUACAUAUGAGAAGGUCGUUGCUAUUCGUGCCGUCAGUACGUCAGACUAUAUGACGGCUGACUGGUACCACAUGCCAUACGAGGUGCUUGGUCGCAUGUCCAACCGUAUUAUCAACGAGGUGCAUGGUGUGAAUCGCGUCGUAUAUGACAUCUCAUCCAAGCCGCCAGCCACUAUUGAAUGGGAGUAA